ACGCCCCGCCCCCAGCCAAAGGACAUGGCCGCAGAGUGUUUACUUGCGAAGAAAGUAGAAAGUAAAUGAACAAACGAGGAAUCUUUCCAGAAUCUGCAGGGUUUCGGUCCGGUUCCGUCCAUUUACUGCAGAGCUGAGUGUCCAAAGUGCACUUUUGGCCCCCAGUCAUGCACCUCUUGGCCUCCUUGCUGACCCCUUGCCCUGGUGGUCCUGCUUUUCUCACCCUGUUGAGGAGAGCAUCUUCAGGGACCAUGCAGAUAAAAGACCCCCUCAACUUCUGGGGCGGCCGCAGGGUGGAGCUCAGCGAUGUGACGGGUUUGGAGCCAGUUUAUGAGCCCGCAACAGGACGUGUACUAUGCCAGCUGCAACCAUGCAAAGCAGCCCAGGUUGAUGAGGCUGUGAAGAGCGCUAGCUCUGCUUUCACAGCGUGGAGAAAGAUGGCCGGCAUGGAGAGAGCCAGGGUCAUGCUGGAAGCGGCCAGACUGAUUGAGAAAAGAAGAGAAGACAUUGCCGAAGUUGAGGUGGUCAACAAUGGCAAGUCCAUCACCGAAGCUCGACUGGACGUGGACUCGGCCCGACUGUGCAUUGAGUAUUUUGCAGGGCUGGCCACCAAUAUGUCAGGGCAGCAUGUUCAGUUACCAGGAGGAUCGUUUGCUUACACACGCAGAGAGCCUCUUGGGGUGUGUGUGGGAAUCGGAGCCUGGAACUACCCGUUUCAGAUCGCUGCCUGGAAAUCAGCCCCAGCUAUCGCCUGUGGGAACUCGAUGGUGUUUAAGCCGUCUCCGGUGACCCCGGUGAGCGCGGUGCUGCUGGCUGAGAUCUAUGCUCAGGCUGGGGUUCCUGAGGGCCUGUUUAACGUGGUGCAGGGAGCUCAGGAGACGGGAACCCUGCUCUGCCAUCAUCCCUCUGUGGCCAAGGUCUCCUUUACAGGGAGCGUGCCUACAGGCAAGAAGAUAAUGGAGAUGGCCUCCAAAGGAGUGAAGCCAGUAACACUGGAGCUCGGUGGUAAAUCUCCCCUGAUCAUCUUUGAGGACGGUGACCUGGAGAAUGCCGUCAGGGGGGCGCUCAUGGCCAACUUCCUGUCUCAGGGCCAGGUGUGCAGCAACGGAACCAGAGUGUUUGUCCACAGGCCGAUUCUUCCCCAGUUUUUGACGGAGGUGGUGAGGCGAACCAAAGCCAUCCAGAUCGGAGACCCUCUUCUGGAGGAAACCCGCAUGGGAGCGCUAGUCAGCCGGCCACAUCUGGACAAAGUGCUGGGAUACGUGGAGCAGGGCAAGAAAGAGGGAGCCAGAGUGCUGUGUGGAGGAGAGCUGUUCACACCAGCAGACCCAAAACUCAGAAACGGAUAUUACAUGACUCCCUGUGUGCUUGACAACUGCACAGACGACAUGACGUGCGUGAGAGAGGAGAUCUUUGGGCCUGUGAUGUCUGUGCUGACCUUUGAUACUGAGGAGGAGGUUUUACAGAGGGCUAACGACACCACCAUGGGCCUCGCUGCUGGAGUUUUCACCAAAGACAUUCAGAGAGCCCAUCGCGUGAUAGAGAAUCUACAGGCUGGAUCCUGUUUCAUCAACAACUACAACAUCACCCCUGUGGAGGUGCCUUUUGGAGGAUAUAAAACAUCAGGUAUAGGACGUGAAAACGGCCAAGUUACAGUUGAAUUCUACUCUCAGCUGAAGACGGUAGUGGUUGAGAUGGGAGAUGUGGACAGUCUCUUUUAAACAUCAGCCAAACAGAAAUAAUACAUGAUCUAAUUUUCCUCAUCAAUACUGAAGACUUGCUUUUCAGACGGGUUUAACAUAAACUGCAAGUUUAACUGCUGGAUCAGGUCUGGGUACUUUCACAUUUCUUCAGCUGGAGAUUAACAAGCAUCAGCACAAGGUGGUCUUACUAUCCUGAGAAAGAGGAUGUCCAAAGUGCUUUAUCUGAUGGCAUUAUGCCAGUGAGAGCAGUACUGCAUGAAAGCUUAUCUUUACCUCCUAAGGCUCAGUGAAGUCCAUAAUUAUUGCAAUUCUUUGUAAAGAAUCGAUUGAUUUGAUUUACAAUAAGCCACAUGAUAUACUUUAUGAUCAAACAUACAAGAAUAAUACAUUUACUUCACCAGUAUCCCAAAUCUUUCGAAAACGUUUUUAAAGAUUGCACUUUUUUCAAAAAUGAUUCAAGUGCUGGAGGUUUGAGUAUGAUUUAACGACCCCAACAUACACAUACAACCAACUGGUUUCCCUGUUUGCCUUGUUUACCAUCACUGUGCACUGAAGAACUCCAUAAGUCCUUUUCAUCCAUCCAUCCAUCCAUCCAUCAUCUAAACCGCUCAUCCUUCUGGGUCGCAGGGGUGCUGGAGCCUAUCCCAGCUGUCAUUGGGCGGAAGGCAGGAUA
Messenger RNA from Colossoma macropomum (tambaqui), 2376 nucleotides. It is a transcript of the gene aldh9a1b, whose product is annotated as aldehyde dehydrogenase 9 family, member A1b. Lineage: Eukaryota; Metazoa; Chordata; Actinopteri; Characiformes; Serrasalmidae. The transcript is spliced from 12 exons. Bases 168 to 1721 code for a protein of 517 amino acids. The record is from RefSeq and is a predicted model, not a curated record. Gene Ontology annotation, molecular function: aminobutyraldehyde dehydrogenase (NAD+) activity; 4-trimethylammoniobutyraldehyde dehydrogenase (NAD+) activity.